Messenger RNA from Caenorhabditis elegans, 1247 nucleotides. It is a transcript of the gene sdz-26, whose product is annotated as SKN-1 Dependent Zygotic transcript. The transcript has 6 exons. NCBI's taxonomy places the organism in Eukaryota, Metazoa, Nematoda, Chromadorea, Rhabditida, Rhabditidae. Bases 23 to 1177 code for a protein of 384 amino acids. The record is from RefSeq and is marked reviewed.
AGAUCAAUUCUCCAGAUCAAAAAUGAACCGAACUGAGAUCGAGAUCGAGCUUUUCGCACGUGUCAUCAAGAGCGGACACGAAGAAUCGAUCCAAGAAGUCUUGAAAACGUUGCCGGAAGUCCCCUUUACCGUCGAAAUCCUGGACAAGUGCAACAUCGCAUGUCUGAUCGAUCAAUUUGUCCCGAACUUAGCGCCGGCCACCGACUUUGCCAGAAGGAUCAGAAAAUGGAGGAACGCAAGCAUGCAAAGGGAAAAGGCCAAAAUUGUAAAGUAUUUCACAUACGGAACAUUGUACGAUUUUGGUGGAACAUUUGUCCCGGACCAUGUUUUGAAGCUUCUCACUGAUAUGAUGUGUUUCGAUGAUUUGGCUCUUGUAAAAUGUGCCUUCAAACUUCUCGGUGCAUUGGAGCUAUCACUUGCGGAUUUCGAGUACUAUAGAGUGCACGAGACUGCUGCUCAGUUCCAGUACAGAUUUGUUGAAGCAGACGAGUUGGUGCGAAAAAUUGAACAAUUGCGACGGGAGCUGUCAGACGAGUCGUUGCUGGAUCAAGAUAUCCCAAAUCUCGAAAUGGAUAAUUUCGAUCAGACAGAGCUGCUCCCAAAACUUCUCGAUAAUCUCCACUUGCAUGGUGAUCAAGAGGAAGGGCACUACAAAAUGAUGGAGAAUUAUGAGUGGGCCCUUUGGGAAGUUCUCAUGGUGCACCUGGUGCAAUCAAUUAAGACUGGGAAUCGACGAGUGAUCACAAGAGCCAUAAUCCACCACCAAGAGCACCGGUUUCCACUGGCACUUUACAGAAAAUACGAGAUCCAAUCACUGAUCCGAGCUCUUCCUCGUAAGAUCUCAGCUGCUUCACAACUAUUUGAUGAGAUCGAGCUAAUUGAGGAGUCCACAUUGAAUUCCCAGCAUAUUGAAGCUUUCCGGGAGGUGAAAAAAGCUGUGAACGGAAUGGAAGAAGGAGAAGAAGCAUGGCCAGUGCUCAUGUCUUUGAUGAUGGGAUUCUUGAAGCAAGACGAUGGAUUUGUUCACGGAGCCGUUGAGUUGCUACUGAAUUGCAAUAUUUCACGGGAGCGAUUUGUCGAGUUUGCGGUGGAGAAUACUCUACUGAAUCUUCCAUAUCGAACUGAAGAGAUCAAUGAGCUACUGGUGAAGAUUCGGAGCAUGGAACCGCGUCAAUAAUAGAUUUAAUUUUCUUAAAAAUUUUUUUUGUAAUUUUUCCAAAGUUCAAAUAAAAUUGUUCUUGGAAUUA